UUGUCCAGGCGAGGGCGCUGUGUAAACUUUGAUCUUUGGGGAGAUGUUAGAUCAGCAGUCAGGACUGAGAUAACAGCACAAACAAUAGUUUUAUCAGUUGGAACUGUGAAGACAGUAAAUAUGUGCGACGGACUCUAGCUUUGGCUUUUUCUGGCUCACCUCGAGAGGAUUAUAAAUUCUGUGUUUUAGGAAGAAGACCUGCUGUAGAGGGACUGUAGUGGACUGAGUCCAGCUAACUCACUCGUUCAUGUGCAAGUUUGUGGCUGAAUUUGAAUCAAAACUGGACUUCUGGACGUAUCGGGCUGGAAUUGUCACUGACUCGCGAGGCCUCGAGCACUUUAAUACGCCUUUAGCUUCAUGUAGCCGAAGCAAUGCUGUGCUUUCAUUUUACAGGCGUAGCUAGCUAGCGGGCUAGCUCGUUGACGUAGCCGCACGCCGGGGUCGCGGCGUUCGUGGUCGGCGUGCCGACUAACGCAAUGCCGCUGGUCCGAGGAGGCCUAGUCGUAGUGCCAGUUUCAGCAAGCUAACGUUAACUGGAGGAACUGGGCCGCUGUAAAUUUCAGCUAAUUGUUAAGAGACAACGGUUUUGGUGUUUACAUUUGAGUAGAGUCGACGCAAUAAGGGUUGAAAACCGGAGAAAGUCAGCUUAUGGAGGAUUAUUGAGACAUCUGUUAAGAGCUCUGCAUGUAUGCAAGUUACCACUAAAGAGGCGAGUUAAUCCCGAGCUGCUGUCAGUAAGGAGUCUGUAGGAGUCUGACUGAUAUUUACAUGCAGGUUGGUUAUUAAUUUGCUGAACACUGAGACAUAUCAUUCAUCAUUAAUCACCCCCGAGGAAGCAACCCGGGUUUAAUCCAGUCAGAAACAAGCCACAAUCAGUUCCUGCUUUGUGUUUUUAGUACUAACAGGUGGGAGGCUUUGAGUUAGUUUUAGCAGCACUUUAUCUUUAAAAGUCCUACUGGUGUGUGUGUGUGUGUGAACAUGAGGGACCGACCGUCUGAGCCACCUUCCAAGUAGCUUAAAGUUCUGAUCAAAGCACACCAACAGAAAGCCCCAUUGUGUGGACUGCAGCCUGAAGAGGAAGAGAGAUGUUGAUGAUUAAAAAGGCCCAGUGACGGUGUUCAUCCCAGGCCAGGAAGCAGACAUGAGCCACCGCCAGCCCACAUCCACCCUGGACAGCCCUUUUGCUGCUUGGAUCAGCAGUCUGACUAUUGGGGACUCCGACCGCAAACCCUCUGCCAACCAGCACCGAGAGCUUCUAGUGGACGGCUUACCGGACUGCACAAGUCCUGGUCUUGUCCAUAGGUGUGUGGUUGUCCAAAAGGACCAGCUUGGUUUCGGCUUCACUGUGUGUGGAGAGAAGAUCAAGCUUGUGCAGAAUGUCCGACCAGGCGGUGCCGCGGUCAAGGCCGGGGUCCAGGAGGGGGACAGGAUCAUUAAGGUGAACGGCUCGCUGGUGUCCUCCAUGUCCCAUCAGGAGGUGGUGAAGCUCAUAAAAUCUGGAACCUACGUCGCCCUGACGCUACAAGGACCGCCCCCCUCUGCCAUCUCCUUUCCCUUAGAGCCCCUCUCGUCUGACCUCACACCCAAUCAGAGAACCUCUGUGAGUGGAGAGGCCCCACCCCCUCCACCUCCACCUUUACCGUCUGGACCGAGCAUCACCCCAUCCCAAAGAAUCACUGGACCCAAACCUCUACAGGACUCUGAAGUGCAGAAACAUGCAAGUCAGAUCCUCAGGAAGAUGCUGCAGCAGGAAGAGGCUGAGCUGCAGGAGCUCAUGGAGGAACGGCUGAGGAACCCGUCUCCUUCGCUCGAGGAGCGGAUCGAAAGCGCCAAGAGGAGAGCUCAUCAAGUCCGGGUCAAGAUCCAGCAGGAUGUGGAGGGGACACGAUCAGAGUCUGUGUUCAGCUCAGGAGAAGCUCGACUUUCCAUGGAGUUCAGUGAAGGAGAAGUGGAGGUGAGCUUCAGUCCCAGCAGGUCGAAUGUGUGUGCUCAUUCCACUCAUCCCGUUCCCUUCAUCCUCCCUCCCCAGACCUUUGAGAGCCCCUACUCCUCCCCCUUAUUACCCUUCAGGACCCCCGCCCACCGACGCCACUUCUCGGACACACAAUCCCUGUUUGACACGAGCGAAAAGCCACAGAUCAUCAGUCCUGAAGAUGUCGACGACGACGACGGCAACACCUUUAAUGAAAUGGACGGCCUGUUCCAGGACAUCGAGUCACUGAAGUGUCGACAAGCACACCUGAUGGUUUUCAUGAGAUACAUCUUCACCCAGGUGCUGGACCCCAACCCUCUGCUUUUCUACCUGUUAGUAGAAAUCUACCUGGACUGUAAUCCUAAAGAUGCUCGAGGACUUGCAACACAGAUCUGCUCCCUCUUCCUGGAUCCAGAUGCUCCUUUGAAAAUGAAAGUACGGGAGGAUUAUCUAAAAGAUAUCGAGAGUCGUCUCAGUGCGCAGGAGGACAUCAGAGGACCUCUUUCUGAGCUGCAGCAGCAGGUGCUGCCGGACAUCCAGGAGCAGAUUCAAGACUACAGGAACAAGCAGAAGAUGGGUCUGGCGUCUCUGUUUGGAGAAGGAGACCUGCAGCUGCUGGACGGAGACUCGCUGAAGGAGAAGCAGGUGGUGGACCAGCAGGUCUCCGCCCUCUGGGAGAUUCUAACCGAGCAUGAAGACGACCGAAGCUCUCCUCUGGCAUCAGCCGUCCUCCUCUACCUGCGUCACUCCGGCAUCAAGCUGAGAGACUCCAAAGUGUUUCCCAGUCCCAGCACCGAGAAGGAGAAGUGGCUCCCUUUCCUAAAACCUAAAAAGCUGAGCAGCAACAAGAAGGACAAGGAUGGAGACGAUAGAAGGAAGAAUCCCAUCCUGAAGUAUAUAGUGAAGCCCUGGGCCACGUCUCAGUCCACGUUCCACGUCCCGUUGUCGCCCUCAGAAGUUUGUCCUGGCAGUGUGAAGAACAUCAUUAACCAGUUUGAGAAUCUCACAGACACUCCAAGAGAGGAGGUGGAUGAGACUGUGGACCCCCAGAGACUGUCCUCCAGCAGCCUGGGAGAAGAAGACAUGGACAGUCCGAUGGUCUCAGUGCGUCUGGCACGCAGCGAGUCUCUGAAGGCUCAGGGAGAACGCCGGCGGCGGUGCGCCACCUCAGGAGGAGACUCUGUGCCCCGCUCUCGAAGCGACGUGGACAUGGAGGACUGCGAAGAGGAGCGGGACCAACCAGGCCUCCGACCCCUGCAGCACAGCGCCUCUUCAUCAGCAUCCAGCUGUUCCGCUCGGUCUUUUGAGAACCCUACUCCCCCAUACACCCCUCGGUCUAGACGCAGGAGCGUGGACUCACCACUGGCCCUGCUGCCAGAUGCUGCAGCGCUGGAGGACGAUGUAUGUGAGGGCCAGAACUGGCAAGACACUGUUCCUGCUCAGCUCCUCUCAACGCUCAGCCCGAGGGAGGUGGACAGGCAGGCCGUCAUUUAUGAGCUCUUCACCACCGAGGUGUCCCACCUACGAACGCUGCGAGUCCUGGACAAGGUUUUCUUCCAGAAGCUGAGGUCUGUGCUGAGUUCCGAGGAGCUGGCCUGCAUCUUCCCAAACCUGCCUCAGGUCUACGAACUCCACGCGAGUCUUUGUGAAGCCAUGAAGAAGCAGAGAGAGUCUGCCAUUGUUCAGGACAUUGGAGGCGUCAUGGUGGCCAGGUUUGAAGGGACAGCUGGCAGCGAGUUUCAGGAACAGGCCUCGCUGCUGUGCUGCCAGCAGACUCGGGCUCUGGAUCUCAUCAAGAACAAGAAACGCAAGGAUCCUCGCUUCGCCCAGAUCAUCCAGGAGUGUGAGGCGAGUCCUCAGUGUCGGAGGCUGCAGCUCAAAGAUCUGCUGGUGUCUGAGAUGCAGAGACUCACCAAGUACCCGCUGCUCCUGGACAACAUCAUCAAGUACACAGAGGCUGGUUCGUCAGACCUCCCACCGCUUCAGCACGCUCAGGCUUGUUGCCGUGGGAUACUGCAGGCAGUCAACGAGGACGUCAGGGAGGCGGAGCAUCGGCAACGUCUCAGUCAGUACCAGCGCAGGCUGGACGCUGCUCCUCAGUUCAAGCACCUGGACCUCACCACCAAGAGGAUGAUUCAUGAAGGUCCUCUCAUGUGGAGGAUCGGCAAAGACAAGCAGAUAGAGGUCCAGGCUCUGCUGCUGUCAGAUUACCUCGUCCUGCUGCAGAGAGCCCCAGACGACCGGCUGCAGCUACGUUAUCCAUCCCGCUGGCUGGGAGGCGGAGGAGGAGGAGGAAGCAUUGGAGACAGCAAGACCUCCUUCAGCCCUCUGUUGAAGCUGGAAUCGUUGUUCGUCCGCUCCGUCGCUACAGACGUCAGAGCUCUGUUCAUCCUCAGCACCACGGAGAACCAGAUGUACGAGCUGGGGAUGGCAACACAGUCGGAGAAGAGCACCUGGAAAGAUUUGCUUGACAAGGCCAUCGUUUGCGCUGGAGGCUCGUUGCACGUCAACCACGGAUCGCACAAAAUCUCGAUUCCCCCCAGUUCUCCCAGUCUGCGCAGCGCGUCGCCCGUCUCAACAGGAAGUGAAGUCACUGAGGACGCCUCCACGGCACGGCCGUGUGACUCUCCUGAGACCCGGGCCUACAGCGACGACAUCUCUCAGCACACGCCCACGGACCCAUCAGGAGCCGCCAACUAUGAGGAAAAACAGGAAGUGUGUGUGGCAGAAGCUGCUUUACAAGACGUUGAAACUCUGCGGCAGCUCAUAUUACAAGAUCUGGAUGAGGAUGGGUGGAGCCACAACUCGGAUGACACGCCCACUAACGAGAUGACCAACGGAGGGAGAUCACUGACUGAAACAGAGCAACCCGACUCCCUGGAGACCAUCCUCGGUGUUGAGGAGGAGGAGUCCAACGGGGCUCCGCCCUCUGACACCACGCAGCCCAGCGUUAAGGUCGUGAGGAAAGCUGUGGUUGCGGGUCCUCCUUCUUCUUCUCUCCCCGAUGGCAUCACUGAUGAUGUUAGCCUCCCCCCCGAUCAGUCCUCCAGCUCUAGAGGCGAGGCCCGAGUGCAGGGGAACACGUUCUACCUGGUGAUGCCCUCAGAGCAGGGGGAGAGCUUCACCGAUGACCUCAGCGACCCCCCUACACCCACCGCCAGCCACUUCCCUCCUGUGGAGGAAGUGAUGCCGCUGCAGACACAACCCGAGGAGGACACCUGCUGCCCAGAGCUCAACCAAUCAGAGGCUAUGCAACAGAACGAGGAGGAGGAAGCAGAACAAAUGGCCCCGUCGAAGUCUGGGCCACGGAAAUGCGUGAUUAAGAAUGCGGAUGAGAUUUUUUUCACAAUCGAGGCGCUGAUGAGAAAGUUGCACAAGCUGAAGGAAGUUGAGAUGGCCCACAACAAACUCCUGGAAACUCUCCGUGACCCUUCAUUCAGUCUGGAGUCGGAGGACCAGCCUUGUCACUUGGCAACCGUCUCCAGGACGCCCUCUAUGGACCGCAGCUCAGGAGACGGUACAGACGGGAACCCAGGUGCUCCCAAAAUCCUGUCAACGGGAUUCUGAGGUCUUUACCAGGUGGACUUGUGCCCGACUGAAGCACCUAUGUGUCAAUAAAAAACGGAUUCAGCUCCAUAGAUGCCCCGCCCCUCACCCUAGUUUUGGUUUCCCUGGAAUACUAAAGGUGUCUCACUUCCAGGAAAGCCAUGAUGGAAGCACGAAGAAGGAAUAAUGAGAAGUUUACCGGCAAAGAGGAAUUGAUAAAGUUGGGAAAAACUGACCAAGUUGGAGACUUGUAAAGGAAAAGUGACUCGUAUAUAUUUUUUUGGUAGCUGGUUGAAGUAACGGAGCAGAAAGCGUGGAAAUGUGGAUUUAAGGAAUUUUUCCAAGGGCCCUGUCAUCCCAGCACUUUACCCACAAUGCAUUUCUCUGUGUUUGUCGUCUUGCUGCAAACCGAUUGGAGAUGAAAGGAUUCAGGCCACGUUUAGCCAAGUUUACCUGCCGCCUCGGCAGAAGGACUGUGUAUUCAGGUCAUUUGCACUGCGUAAGGAAACCAAUGUCGCACGCACACACACACACACACACACACGCUUCACCUAACUCACUAAAUCACUGUGGCAGGAAUAUUAAAACACUCGUUACUCGUGUUUUGCUUUAGGUUAAUCUGCAGGACUUCUGUUCACCGGAGAAAACGUCCUUCCAAACGUUUAGUUUGUAAUUUUAGGAAACACUACGGCACUAUUUACUACUGAAAAACUGGCAGGUGCUUAUUAUUAUUAUUAUUAUUAUUAUUAUUAUUAUUAUUAUUUCACCACUACUUCCAACGCCUAAAAAGGCGAAGAAUUUGGGAAGUUCAGGUUGUUUCAGAACUGGAAUUGCUACCAAAUCCCACCAAUGUUUCUGGACCAUGCUUCCUUCAGCAGUGUGUUUGUAUUUUAGAUCCAACGGUGAAUACUGUGAACUGUUGCCCCACUGGUGAUCAUCCCGUUUAUAAUCUCUCACCACAUUCACAGCCGUGAGUUGGGAGAGUCUUUCAUUUACUGGGAGAAAAAAAUGGCUGUUGAGCAGUGGUGUGGCGUUUUGGUAAAUACACUUCGGUGCUGAUGUAAUAAUCAGAGGAACAGAACCAACUUCCACUUAUUACAUCACAUCGUUUUUAGGAUUAUUUUCUUCAUCUGUUAUUAUGAAUUGGAAGUUUCUAGAGUUUGGAUAUCUGGAUUUUUCAGUUUGGUGUGUGUGUCGAUAAACUUCCCAAGAGUUCUGGAACUGGCCGACUGAACUAGAAUCUCCCAACCUUUCAUCCGGUUGGGAUUAAAUUGUUGUUGUAAAUCUGUGAAGGCUGACUUGGGGGCCGCUCACAAAUAUAAGAAUGUGGAGGAGGAUUGAUGUUUUUGUUUUGUUUUGGAAUUGUGAGAUUGGUCAAAACCAAACUAAGCGUCUGCAGCCUGACAGCUGAUAAGUUCACACAGUGAGUUCAGAUUCAGGUGUGUUAUGCUGCAUAAGUUCAGAACUUCCAUUAUUAUUAUAACUUUACUUUUUACACAGCCGAAGGCAGCACCAAUGUCGGAUUGGUUUUUGAUUCUUAUCUUUCUACUUUAUUCAGAAAAUAUUAAAUUUUUUGAAAAUUUUCUGCAUUUCUCAGCAUAUAAUUCUAAGCAUUUCUGCUUUGUCCAUGAAAUAUUCAUUUGUCUUUAACAUUUAGAUUUAAUUCUAAUGUAGGUUUUGUUCCCUCGGCAUUUAUAUCUUUCUCUGUUUCUAUAGAAAUACAAGCCGUCAUACGUCGUCGACACACUGAACUGGAAGUCUGAUACUAAACCUUGAAACAAGAAAACUGAAAACUCCUGAUAUGAAAUUACGUGUAUUUACCAGAAAGCAAACUAAUUAUUGUUAUGAACAACGAACGACUGACACUACAACCACGUGCUUUUCUUUUGGUACUAAUUUUACUCCAUACUAAAAAGUGAAUCCUGCUUUUUUCGUCUAAAUAUUUUGGUACUUGUUUUUUUUUUUUUCCUGUUUGUUUCAAGACUGAUUUUCUUGCAAUGCUCAGCAAGAACACAACCGAAUGAUUUCAUUUGAGCUGCUUUUCAGAUAAACCUUUGGAGUGAGUUCAUCAGCCUUCUGACGCACAACCACUGUGCAAAUAAACUCAUGUUGUGUGUCUGGUAAAAGGUGUUUACCAUCUCUAAAGUUAUCCAGUGCAGCUGGGAAACAAAACCAACCGAAAACCACAAGACUGACUUUUGUCUCAGCAGAAAACAAACUUCAAAUGGGUUUUUGAAGUUUUUACCAAAGCGAAAUAUUUCCUCAGAGGUGAUAAAGGGAACACUUGUUUUCUUUUAGGUUUUGGCUGCUGAUUGUUCAACCACCUCGGACCAGAACACUAAAAAACAUCACACUUCUCGUCUAACUGUAUUUUAGCACAAAAAUAAAAGGAAACAAAAGUCCCACUAGUCUGAGCUGGUUGAGUCUAGAUCUGCCUUUUAAAGUCUCUAUUUUCUACCUCCACACAUCUUUGUACCUUUUCUUUUUCCUGCUAACUAACUGGGAAAAUAUUUUAAAACUAAUCAAUUCCAUUUUUAAAUGUUGCACAAACAAAUCUACCCUGCACAGUGCAAACUACUGUAAGCAUAAACACGUUUUUAUUUUAAUAUCAUUCUAUUUUAAUUUUGUCUUUAAAAAGAGAGAAACUUGCUCACAUGUAAUAUAGAGAAAUCAGACCCACAUUUUUUAUAUACAUGAUCAUUUUUUUGUUCUGUAAAGCCUUAGUUCUUCUAUUUGAUUUUAUUUUUGUAAAAGAAAUAGUCAUUUUAAAAAAGAAUGCAUAAAUUAUUUUGUUUUUGUUUAAAAAAUGGAAGUUUGUUAGCUGCUCAGAAGGUAAAACGAUCUUGUUUCUGAUUCAUGUGUUUGGUGAGAUUAAAACUGAAGAAACUGGA
Nothobranchius furzeri (turquoise killifish) is the source of this 8409-nucleotide messenger RNA. RefSeq names its product Rho guanine nucleotide exchange factor (GEF) 11 (gene arhgef11). Gene Ontology annotation, molecular function: G protein-coupled receptor binding; guanyl-nucleotide exchange factor activity. Lineage: Eukaryota; Metazoa; Chordata; Actinopteri; Cyprinodontiformes; Nothobranchiidae. The record is from RefSeq and is a predicted model, not a curated record. Gene Ontology annotation, cellular component: cytoplasm. Gene Ontology annotation, biological process: intracellular signal transduction; G protein-coupled receptor signaling pathway.